AUGUUUGCCAUUUAUAAGGACGCAGCGCUGCCCCCGCUGGCCUUCUUGCCCCCGGGGAUUCCCCCGCUGGAGGGUAUGGAGAGGGGGACCCCCGGGGCGGGUCGGGGGGCCCCCGGCAAGGGGCCGGGGUCCCCCUGCUGCAGCGCCGUGAGCAGGUGGGAGGCCAUCAGGAGAACUGCAGAGGCCAAUGGCUGGCCCUUCUACGUGGGGCUGCAGGACGGCGAGCUGCUGCAGCUGGCGCUGGCCACUUCCAUAUGCCCUUUAGAGGGGGGCCCCGGGGACCCUGCGCUAGCUUUGGGGUGCCAGAGGCCCCUCCUUGAAGUCCUUUCGAUCAGUCCCGCAGCCCCCACUGCAGCAGCUCCCCAGCGCCCUGCGGGGUUCCCCGAGGGGGCCCCUGAGGGGGCCCCUGAGGGGGCCCCUGAGGGCCUUCCUCUCAGUGAUGUCCGCACAGCUGUACCCAUAGGGGCCUCCGGCAGCGUCAGUGCGGCUCUCAGCCUCACUGCCGCAGAGACGCAGCAGAUGCUGCAGGCCGCGAGGCCCGAGGAACGCGACAAGGUGCUCGCGGCGCUCGAAACCUGCACGGCGCAGCGGUACGCAGGCCGGAGCCCGCAGACGCCGCUGCUGCAGCAGCUGCAGCGGGAGGGGCUGAGCAGCGCGAGAGCCCUGUGGCUGCUGAAUGCCUUAGCAGCAAGAAGACAAGUGCUGCCCCGAAGCGAAGAAGUGGCCCGGCUAAUGGCUGUGGCCAAACCUGAGACUGCAGCUUCCCCCUUGGCAGUGCCAAGCCCCAAAGUGGAGGGCCCCGUGGCUGCACUUGCCCGGGACUGGAAGCGGGGCUCAGUGCCUCUGUGGCCGCUGGUGCAUGCGCUCUGGGCCGGGGACAGAGGCGCUGCUGCUGCUGCUGCUGCUGCUGCUGCUGUUGCUGUUGCUGCUGACCUCGGCUCCAAGCAGGCAGACACCCAAGACGAGCCCGACAGCAAACAGGAGCUCGACACUUGGGCCUGGAAAGUCGCUGAGAAAUUCCGCAGAGACGCGCUGGGGGCUGCCUUUUUGCUGCGGUGGCUGGAGGGCCACACGCGGGGACUGCAGCACUCGAGCGACUGCGUGCACACGGGGACAACGGGGGUGGACCUGAGGGGUAUACUGGCUGGGGGGGCCCCCCAGGGGGCGCCCCAGGGGGCCCUUCGGGGGCCCCCCAGGGGGGCCCCCCCGGGGGCUCCCCAGGGGGAACUCGCGUCUGCAGCGGCGAAGUCCCUUUUGGAAGAAGGACUCAAGUAUCUCGAAGACCUCCACGUCAUCGAACACCAGCACCAACACUCCCACCGGCAGCUGGUCCUGCAGCACUUGCUGCGCAACGCGGACAACGCAGAGGGGCUCAUUGAGGCUGUGAGCCAGAGCUGCGCGGGCCUGGGGACCCCCAAGGGUACUGAGGGGCAGGGGCCCCCCGCUGGGGCGCAGGCGGAGGAGGGAAAGACAGCAGCAGAAGAGGCCCAGCGAGCUGCAGAGGCGGAGGCCCUCGUGAAGGAGGCGCUGCAGAAUCCGGAGAAGAGAAAA
This is a messenger RNA of Eimeria tenella, 1551 nucleotides long. RefSeq lists its product as uncharacterized. NCBI's taxonomy places the organism in Eukaryota, Apicomplexa, Conoidasida, Eucoccidiorida, Eimeriidae. The record is from RefSeq and is a predicted model, not a curated record. The annotation marks the transcript as partial. The transcript has 3 exons.